AAAUGCGCGCAAAAUACUUUUGAUGUCACACGUCGAGGAUGCAGAGCCUAAAAAUGGCAGCGGAUGUACGAACGACAUAGUGGCAAAGGAAUGUGAUAAUUCUGUUUCGCGAGUAAGCCUGGAGAGUUCCGACGAAGAGAUCCAAGCGGCGUCCAAAACAAGUCAAAUAUUAGAUUCUAACUCAAAAUCUGAUUCAAAAACAGAUGAAAAUAAUGAAAAAUGCAUCGAUACAAAAUCACAAGAUAAGGAUGACGCGAGUGUCGUUUCCGGCGACAUUUGUAGAAUUUGUCACAUGGGCGGAUAUGCCGCGAUCACAGACAAUCAUCCGUCGUGUGAUUCGCAAAGUCAGGACGAUCAGGCAUCGUCAAACUUCGUCUAUCUCGGCCCUUUGAUCUCCCCUUGCAAAUGCCGGGGUACGGUGGGCCUGGUGCACGCCGAGUGUCUCGAGAGAUGGCUGACCGAAUCCGGUCGCGCGAGGUGCGAACUCUGCGGCUACAAAUACGCGAUCAGGAGGGUACGGCGUUACAGCCUCUUUCGCAGCGUCGUAAUAUGGUUCCACACCGUAAUAGCCACUCGACAGAUGCUGCUCGACAUCGGGUAUUUGGUGAUGACCACGCCCGUGGCUGCGUUUUCCUGUUACGUGUGCGCCUUGGCCUUGAAAAUGCUGCUGCAAAACGGCUUUUACGAUCUACCCUGGAUGAUAGUCGCUAUGCUGCCAACCUGCUUAUUGACGCUGAUAGCUUAUUGGCGAUGGAUAAUUACGUUAGGGAGAUUGCACGGCCAUCGAUGGAGACGCUAUUGGAGAAACAACUUUGUAGUUCGUCUGGUGCCCGAUAGCAACGUCAAUGACAACGUCGAUCUGCGACGAUCGAGCAAUCGUUUCGACACGCAAGACGAGUUUGAACAAUGGAGGAUCGAGGAGAUCGAAGAGCUCGCGUGACUCUCAACCGUGUCAACCGCAAGCGAAACAGUUGUUUAAUCACGACAAACGUUUUCUAUUUUUAUACGCAUCCCCGUCUCAUUGACGGAACCUUGUCGUACAGCUGCGCAAUAUUUAAUUGCAUUUUAUUAACUGGACACUUCAAUUGAAGCUCAUUGCCGCGUAACGAAGACGAUUCGCCGCGGCAUCAGAGUCAAAUUAAAAUGCGCGUCCGAUCCGAAACGCUUCCGGAAAUAUUAUAUUUGUACUCGGAUUUUAUUUAAACAUUUUAUACUUUUUUUUUAUGCACAUUCUGCAUUUGAUUAAAGUGAUUAAUCAUUAAAGAUUAUCGACGCCCUGACGUUUUUAUUAAAGACAUUCCGAUGGUGCUUUUCGUUCUCGAUAAUUGAGCAGAAGCGUUACGAGCCUGCUCUUGCGAACGGUG
Pogonomyrmex barbatus (red harvester ant) is the source of this 1364-nucleotide messenger RNA. RefSeq names its product E3 ubiquitin-protein ligase MARCHF2. The record is from RefSeq and is a predicted model, not a curated record. Gene Ontology annotation, molecular function: ubiquitin-protein transferase activity; zinc ion binding. NCBI's taxonomy places the organism in Eukaryota, Metazoa, Arthropoda, Insecta, Hymenoptera, Formicidae. Gene Ontology annotation, biological process: protein ubiquitination.